CCCCUGAGUCUCGGCGGCGGUGGCAGUGCUGGGGGCGGGGGGUUAACCGACACCAUCCUCCGGUGUGUCUGACAGCGAGAGCGCGAGGCUGGGGCCGAGGCAGCUGUUUGGUGCUGAAAAGGAUCUUUACCAGUGGUAAUAUAAAGAUGGCUUGUUGAAAUCUCCUGAUAUCUGGUUGUGAAGGAAAGCGUGGAGAUCCUGCAGACAUCAGAUAUAGCAGUGCAAGGGCAGCCCUGGCAUUCAAGUCUCCUAGAUGGACGAUCUUUUCUUCCUUUUGGGAUGGCAAUGAGAACUGCAUAGAGGACUUCCCACUUGUGUGAGCUUGGUUCUACAGUGACGAAUGGCGCCUUAGAAGAUCAUCAGCAUCUGCACUGUGCAGAAUCACCAGAAGUGCUGUCAAAGCCUUUUCAAUCAUAUUACAUGUGUAAAUCACUGCGUUAUUGUGUCAGCCACUGUCUUUAUGCAGUAAUGACUAAACUGGAGGAACUCAACAGAGAAGCAAAUAUGCACUCCUCAAUUCGAUAUCUUGGCUAUCUGGCAAAUAUAAGUUUGCUGGUGGCAAUUUGUAUGGGCCUAUACGUCCGAUGGGAGAAAACAGAAAAUAUAUUAUUACUUGUGAUAUUUAUACUGGGACUUUUUGUGCUGGGCAUUGCUAGUAUAUUAUACUAUUACUUCUCCAUGGAAGCAGCAAGUUUAAGUCUGUCUCAUCUCUGGUUUGGAUUUUUGCUUGGUCUCCUCUGUUUUAUAGAUAACUCUAAAUUUAAAACUGAUGCAAAAGAAGAAGCCACCAAAUAUUUACUAUUGACCAGCAUUUUGGUUAGGAUUUUGUGGUCAGUAGUAGAGCGAAUGUGUGGAUGUGUCCGACACCAACCUGCCCUUUUAACAUCUGCAGAAUGUCUGGAGCUGGUUGGAUUUGCUAUAGCCAGCACUGCCAUGUUGAUGCCCAACUGCUUGAGUGUUGUUUUACUUGUUCUUGCUUUGUCAAUGUUGAUUGUUGAUUUACGGAUGAAAUCCUUCCUGGCAGUUCCAAACUUGGUAAUCUUUGCAAUGAUUACAUCCCUGUUGUUUUUUCCAUCUUUAAAAAUUAGCACUAACCCCUUUGCCUUGGCUUGUUAUUUCAGCCGUCUAAUUUGUGACCCCUUACUGGAUCUUUAUUUUAGUGGCUUAUCUGUUACUGAACGGUGGAAACCUUACCUGUAUGGCCGGACACUGUGUAGACGAAUUUCCAUUCUUCCUGUAGCAGCUAUUGAGCUGAUAUUUUUCAUUCUUGCUGCAUUAAAGUUAAAUAACUUAGACCGUUGGUAUUUCCUGAUACCAGGAUUUUCUAUCUUUGGGAUCUUCUGGUUGAUCUGUCAUAUAAUUUUUCUCAUAACUUUCUGGGGUUUUCAUACAAAGCUCAAUGACUGUCAAAAAAUCUACUAUACUCAUAGGAUAGAUAAUAAGAGUCUGGACUGUGUAAUGGCAUCCAAAGGAAUGCGUCACUUUUGCUUGAUUUCUGAGCGGUUAGUCUUUUUCAGCCUAUUUUCCACGGCAAUUCUGGGUGCAGUCUCUUGGCAGCCAACGAAUGGAUCGUUCAUGAGUGUGUUCCUCAUUGUUUUGCCAUUGGAAUCCUUAGCUCAUGGUCUUUUCCAUGAAUUGGGUAGCUGCUUAGGAGGAACAUGCGUAGGCUAUGCCAUCGUAAUUCCGACAAAUUACUGCAGUCCUGAUGGUCAGCCAACGCUUCUCCCUCCCGAGCAUGUGCAAGAAUUGAACCUAAGGUCUACAGCCAUGUUAAGUUCCAUCCAACGAUUUUUUGCCUAUCACAUGAUAGAGACUUAUGGUUGUGACUAUUCCACCAGUGGCUUUUCUUUUGACACUCUUCAAUCCAAAGUAAAGGCAUUUCUUGACUUGCAUACUUCAGAUGGACCCAGACAUGAUACCUACAUACUGUACUAUAGUGGACAUUCUCACAGCUCUGGCGAAUGGGCAUUAGCAGGAGGAGAAACCCUGCGUUUGGAAACAAUUGUAGAGUGGUGGAAAGAGAAGAAUGCUGACUUCUGCUCCCGCCUGAUAAUUGUUUUAGACUCUGAGAAUGCACUUCCAUGGAUUAAAGAUGUAAGAAGACUCAGUGAAACUUUCAUUGCUGUUCAAGGUGCAAAACUGGCCAAAGAAGUCAAUAUUGAAGAAGCAGAUCUUCCACAACUAGGUGACUUUACUAAAGACUGGGUAGAAUAUAACUGCAACCUUGACAACAACAUUAGCUGGUCAGAUAAAGGAAGAACAGUAAUGGCUGAUUAUGGUAUAUCUAAAUCAUGGAGUGAUUACACGCUUCACUUACCAACAGGAAAUGAUGUUGCCAAGCAUUGGAUGAUUUACUUUCCUCGUAUCACUUAUCCUCUGAUUCACUUGGCAGACUGGUGUGGGAGGCUAAACCUGUUCUGGAUGUGUAAUGUUUGCUUUAGAUGUUUCAAAAGGUUGAAGAUGAGAUGGUUCCCUCCCACAAUCCUGGAUACAGGACAAGGGUUCAAACUUGUGAAGUCAUGACGUUGUCUUUAUAUGUCAACUAACUAGGACUUUGUAUUGCACUUACAGGAAUCCUUCCAAAGAUUUUGGUGUAAUUGUCUUUAUGAAGGUUAAUGGGCUACAGUUGCUGAAAAGUUACUGAUUUAUCCCAAGCUUGCAUUUCUUAACUCAACAGACUUCAGGAUUCAUUGGGGCUUAAUACCAUUUUUUUAAAAAAUCUGUAUAUAUGUGUUGUUACAUACUACAAUGUUUCUUUCUUGAUUUUGCAAAGUGUAUACAAGCAAUUACUGCAAUGAGAUGGUGACUGUUACAGCUGCCUGUGGUGCACAGAAAGCAGAAGUGGGUACUGCAGAUGCUGGAGAUUAAAGUCAAGAUUAGAGUGGUGCUGGAAAUGCACAGCAGGUCAGGUAGUAACUGAGGAGCAGGAAAAUCAAUGUUUCGGGCAGAAGCCCUUCAUCAGGAACUUUCUCUUCAGAUGCUGCCUGACCUACUGUGCUUUUCCAGCACCACUCUAAUCUUGACUGUAGUGCACAGAAUUCAAGUUGGCCAGCGGAAUGAAUGUUUUGACAUAAAUAAAAAAUAAUGCACAUUGGUUAAAAUGUUACCACCAGAGCAGAAAAAGGAAAUAUGGCAACCAAACAUUGAGCAUGCUAAACAAUAGAGUUUUUUUCAGAAAAUAUACUUUAUGAAAGUUACAUUGUUUUUUUAAAAAAAAAUGUUCAAAAGCCUAGACUGCAGAAAGGUUAUUGAUGUUUUAAAAACUUUGCUACUUUCAUACUUAGACACUGUUUACCUUUGGUAUUAGCCUUUCGAUUAACAUUUUGGUGGAUUUAUUUUUGCCAAGUUAUGCCAUCCAACAAAAAAAUUCAUUCAGCAAUUGAGAGUAAAGUUAAAUUGUUACUUUUCACUUUAAGGUAAUCUGGCCAUACUUCGACUUUUAACUAUGCAUCUGAAGAAAAUCCCACUAGUUGCCAGAAUUUUCUUAUCUGCUGCGAUUGUAACUGUGAAGAGUUCUUAAUUCAUAUGCAAUGACAUAUGUUUGUUACUGAGUUCAACAUCAAAACGUUAUGUUGUGCAUCACAGUGAAUUGCAAAUGAAAAUGGACGCAUUCUUUUCAAGUCACCUGCUGUCUGUAUCAUUUGUACAAACUGUGUCAAAAUAAAUUUUAUUUCUAGUAA
Molecule: messenger RNA, 3680 nt
Organism: Hemiscyllium ocellatum (epaulette shark)
Lineage: Eukaryota; Metazoa; Chordata; Chondrichthyes; Orectolobiformes; Hemiscylliidae
Gene: tmem168b
Product: transmembrane protein 168b
Exons: 8
Coding region: 421-2523 (700 amino acids)
Source: RefSeq, a predicted model, not a curated record